Molecule: messenger RNA, 1485 nt
Organism: Acanthamoeba castellanii str. Neff
Lineage: Eukaryota; Discosea; Longamoebia; Acanthamoebidae
Exons: 2
Coding region: 1-1485 (494 amino acids)
Source: RefSeq, a predicted model, not a curated record
AUGAAGAUCACCAUCUUCCUACUCGCCGCGCUGCUGGCCAUGGCCGCAGCGCAGACCCGGUCGCCCUCGCCCACCGGGGCCGCCUCGCCCACUGGAGCCGCCUCGCCCAGCGCCGCAGCGGGCGCCGGCUCGCAAUUCGCCAACUGCAACACCCUGCUCCUCAACGGCACCGGAAACUUCGAUAUCGUCCUGCUUGGAGCCGCCGGCGCAUCACCCUCUGUAUCGCCCGCGGUCUCUGGCUCGCCCAGCGCCUCCAUCAGCGGUUCGCCUGCGGCUUCUGGUUCGCCGGCAGCUUCUGGUUCACCGGCGGGCGGCUCGCCUGCCGCGUCGGUCAGCGGCUCGCCUGCGGCCUCGGGCUCUCCCAGCGCCUCCAUCAGCGGUUCGCCUGCGGCUUCUGGUUCGCCCGCUGCUUCAGGAUCUCCGGCCAUCAGCCCCUCGACCAAUCAGCGCCUGCUGGAGAUCAACAACGGGCUGCUGGGCGGCCGCGUGGCCGUCAACGGUGACGCUCGCCUCGUCAACUCCAUCGUCGGCGGCACACUCAGCUGCCCCACCCCCUCGGGCGCCAUCAGCGGAUCGCCUGCGGCCUCCGGCUCUCCGGCCGCUUCCGGUUCGCCCGCCGUCUCUGGUUCGCCAGCCGUCUCUGGGUCGCCCGCCGCCUCCGCUUCUGCUUCGCCCGCCGCUUCCGGUUCGCCUGCUGCACAGCAGCUGAGCCUGCUGGUGAGUGGCAACCUCGAGAUCACCAACUCGCAGAUCGCCUGCGGCGGACUGGCCGUGGGCGGCAACGUCGUCGGCUCACCCCUGCUGGGUCAGCCCAACGCGGCCAACCUGACCGGCCAGCAGGCCCUCGCCAGCUCGGGCAUCGACUUCGCGGCCCUGCGCCAGCGGCUGCUCGCCACCAGCGACGAGCUCUGCUCACUUCCCGCCACGGGCCAGCUUUCGGUCAGCCAGUUCGGAGCCGCCGUGCUCGAUGCCAGCGGCGGAGCCAACCAGACCAGCGCCGGUGCCAACGCCAGCAACGUAGCCAUCUUCAACCUCCCCUCGGCCUCGCUGGCCAACCUCACGUCGGUCCUCAUCAACGGCACCUCCAACGAGACCUUCGUGAUCAUCAACGUCAUCCAGGAGGCCAACCAGACCGGCGAGACUGGUGGCGGCGUCAGCGGUGGCGGCAGCAGCAACCUCACCCUCUCAGCCUUCGGUAUCGAGGCCGGCGGCCUGAACGCGUCUCACCUUCUGUGGAACUUCUGCAACGCCACCAACAUCCAGAUCAACGAAAUCCUCCUUCUGGGCUCGCUUCUGGCCCCGCGCGCCAGGAUCAACGUCGACCGCGCCGAGGUCGAGGGUGCGCUCAUCGCCCAGGCGCUCACGGGCAACUUCUUCAACCACAUCCCCCAGCGCUUCCAGGGCAACUUCUGCUCCACUGCCGCCGGCCAGCAGCCCUCCCAGGCCGGCGCCUCUCCUUCUCCCCAGGCCUCGCCUUCGGCCUAG